UGCGCGCCGCCUGGGAGGAAGAGCCGCCGCACGCGUGAUGUGUGGGACAUAAUGGUGGAUAGGUAGGGAACACAUUAUAGCUCGAUAAGAGUUGCACAUCAACUGUUGACCAAUUUCCAGUUGUUGUCUUGGACCCUUCGAUUCCUCUGACUCGAUAGCUGCUCGCUGCCUGCUCUGACUGAACGACGCCCUUGACCGCAACAAAAUGCCGAAUAUCAAAAUAUUCAGCGGUAGCUCACAUCCGGACCUGUCUCAAAAAAUAGCAGACCGCCUGGGUCUCGAGCUGGGGAAGGUUGUUACGAAGAAAUUUAGCAACCAAGAAACCUGCGUGGAGAUAGGGGAGAGCGUACGUGGGGAAGAUGUCUACAUUGUGCAGAGUGGCUGUGGGGAGAUUAAUGACAAUUUGAUGGAGCUGCUGAUCAUGAUCAACGCCUGCAAGAUUGCCUCUGCCUCCAGGGUCACGGCUGUCAUCCCCUGCUUUCCGUAUGCCCGGCAAGACAAGAAGGACAAGGUGGGGAGCCGCGCUCCUAUCUCUGCCAAGUUGGUGGCCAACAUGUUGUCGGUGUCAGGUGCUGACCAUAUCAUCACUAUGGACUUGCACGCCUCACAGAUACAGGGAUUCUUUGAUAUCCCUGUUGAUAACUUGUAUGCAGAGCCAGCUGUGCUGAAGUGGAUCAAAGAGAACAUCCCUGAAUGGAAAAACUGCACCAUCGUCUCACCCGAUGCAGGAGGAGCCAAGAGGGUCACCUCAAUAGCAGACAGGUUGAAUGUGGACUUUGCCCUUAUUCACAAGGAGAGGAAAAAGGCAAAUGAGGUGGACCGCAUGGUUCUCGUCGGAGAUGUGACGGAUCGGGUCGCCAUUCUAGUGGAUGACAUGGCCGACACGUGUGGCACAGUCUGUCAUGCUGCUGACAAAUUAAUUUCUGCUGGUGCCACCAAGGUGUAUGCCAUUCUAACCCAUGGCAUCUUCUCUGGCCCAGCUAUCUCGCGCAUCAACAAUGCCUGCUUUGAAGCUGUGGUGGUCACCAAUACAAUCCCUCAGGAGGAGAAGAUGAAGCAUUGUCCCAAAAUACAGGUUAUUGACAUUUCCAUGAUCCUUGCAGAGGCCAUCCGUAGAACUCACAACGGCGAGUCUGUGUCAUACCUGUUCAGCCAUGUCCCCUUGUAACAAAUGGUGCCGCCCAUCUACUGUGUGCUGUUACACCAAAUAAGAGAAGAGGGAAUUCCCCCAACCCAAACACAACCAUUAGCAAAGAUUUGCUAACUGUGAAAACAAAAACAAGAAUGAACUGUCAUGUCUGUUACUAAUGCUGACCCCCCUCACUUGAUUCCCUUCCCUCUUGAGCAGCGUCCCUUCAUGUCUGGGCACCAAAGCAAUCGCAAGCUACCAAUUUAGGCCAGCAUAUUUAUUGUACUUGGUUAAAUAAGUGUUUAUCCACUGUCAACUUUGUACUCCCUUUCAUAACAUGUAUGCCAUUUUUCCACCACAUGGUACAGCUCAACUCUACUCGCUCUUUUUUGGUUUUCCAUUGGCAAAAGGUGUGGAUAGUACCGGGUACUUUUUUUGGUACUACCUUGGUCCAUAGUUCCAAGCAAGCUGAGGCAAAACCAGAAGGUGGAGUUAAAAUACUGCAGACCACCGAUUGGUAAGAGAGAAUCGUCACUAGUGCGACAUCCUACGCAUACCCUUGUUCUUUUUAAAUAGGCAAGCUUCCAUCAGUAGCGAUCGCAAUAAUUUUUAUUCACUCGACCCAGAUUAAAAAAAAAAAAAAAUUGCAGCCCACAAAACUAUGCGGUACAAUUGACUUAGUGCAAACAUUCUUCUGUUUGGUUGCUGAUAAAAGGAUUCAGUAAGUCUGGCGUCCAUAUCCUCAGUGGAAAACGAAGAGAGAGAAGUCCUGGUACCAAAACGUGAGCAGAGCUGUAUCAUACAGUGGAAACAUGGCAUUGGGUACAGAGUUUCUCCUGACCAUUUGACCUCUCCAGGAGUCAUUUCAAUCUGUUGUCAAAGAGCUUGUAUAAAUAUCCCUGGCAGGUUCCAGUGGUCAGGAGACGCAUCUGCCAUGUAAAGCUGUUACAGUGCUUUUUUGUUACAAUGAAUGAGUUUAGUUUUUCAUGUUGCUCCUGUGUCAUCUGCUGUUUGAAAGAUUAUAAUUAAUGAAGUGAAUGUGUAUUGGACUAGUUUACAGUGCCACUGAAGCUCCACUCAACCCAAGAGUGCCUCAGCAGUCUGAAAUGGAAUGUUUUUUUUUUUCCUCCGGUCAUCUCCUCCCCCUCCUAUUUAGCGGUUUUUAAUUUUCUCACUGGAUGAAGAACUUUUUACAUUUCUUAUCAGGCUGUAAAAGAUGUUAUAGGAUGUUUCUUUCAACUCUUGAGGUUCCCUCCAUUGAGUGGGGUCUACCCAGUGUCCAGGGUUUACCCUUUUUUAGGUUCUGUGCUGAAGGUCUUUCUAUAGAGAAACUGUCAGGUUUUUAGUUUGGUGUCUCUGCAGGCUGGAGCUUCCUUUAGAAAUGUUCACCUGCUAAUUUUCAUCAUUUAUUGUAUGUCUGGAGGAAGGAUUUGUUAAUAAUUUGCAUAUUCCAAACCUUUUGUGUUUACUUUUUCAGUAGGGUGAAUGCGCCGGUUAUCUGAGGAUGUGUUCUUAAUAAAAUUAAUAAUCCUUAAAAUCUAAAA
This is a messenger RNA of Sander lucioperca (pikeperch), 2673 nucleotides long. RefSeq names its product phosphoribosyl pyrophosphate synthetase 1B (gene prps1b). The transcript has 7 exons. Gene Ontology annotation, molecular function: ribose phosphate diphosphokinase activity; ATP binding; magnesium ion binding. Gene Ontology annotation, biological process: ribonucleoside monophosphate biosynthetic process; purine nucleotide biosynthetic process; 5-phosphoribose 1-diphosphate biosynthetic process. The record is from RefSeq and is a predicted model, not a curated record. Gene Ontology annotation, cellular component: ribose phosphate diphosphokinase complex; cytoplasm. Lineage: Eukaryota; Metazoa; Chordata; Actinopteri; Perciformes; Percidae. Bases 206 to 1168 code for a protein of 320 amino acids.